Messenger RNA from Peromyscus californicus insignis, 2631 nucleotides. It is a transcript of the gene Foxf1, whose product is annotated as forkhead box F1. The transcript has 2 exons. NCBI's taxonomy places the organism in Eukaryota, Metazoa, Chordata, Mammalia, Rodentia, Cricetidae. Gene Ontology annotation, biological process: regulation of transcription by RNA polymerase II; animal organ morphogenesis. Gene Ontology annotation, cellular component: nucleus. The coding region runs from base 269 to 1405 and encodes 378 amino acids. The record is from RefSeq and is a predicted model, not a curated record. Gene Ontology annotation, molecular function: DNA-binding transcription factor activity, RNA polymerase II-specific; RNA polymerase II cis-regulatory region sequence-specific DNA binding.
CUGAAGGCUGCGGGGGCGCAAAGGCGUGCAGCCCCCCGGGGGGGCGGUGCCGGGCCCCCUAACGCGCGUGGCCUCCCGCAAGGAGGAGGAGGAGAAUCGCGAGCCAGGGGAGGGCGGGCACGCGGGGGAGGCGCGCUCGGGAGCCGCAGUGACGGCAGAGGUGCAGCCGCCCCGCGCAGCCCCCUCCCCUCCCUCCCCUCCUGCUCCUCCUCCUCCCGGCUCGGCGGCGCAGAGCAGCGGCGGCAGCGGCGGCGGCAGCAGCCACCCGAUGUCCGCGCCCGACAAGCAGCAGCCGCCGCACGGCGGGGGCACAGGAGGAGGCGGCGGCGCGGGCGGCCAGGCCAUGGACCCCGCGGCGGCGGGCCCCACCAAGGCCAAGAAGACCAACGCCGGCGUGCGGCGGCCGGAGAAGCCGCCCUACUCGUACAUCGCACUCAUCGUCAUGGCCAUCCAGAGCUCGCCCAGCAAGCGCCUGACGCUCAGCGAGAUCUACCAGUUCCUGCAGGCGCGUUUCCCAUUCUUCCGAGGCGCCUACCAGGGCUGGAAGAAUUCGGUGCGCCACAACCUGUCACUCAACGAGUGCUUCAUCAAGCUGCCCAAGGGCCUCGGGCGGCCGGGCAAGGGCCACUACUGGACCAUCGACCCAGCCAGCGAGUUCAUGUUCGAGGAGGGCUCGUUCCGCCGGCGGCCGCGCGGCUUCCGAAGGAAAUGCCAGGCGCUCAAGCCUGUGUACAGUAUGGUGAACGGGCUGGGCUUCAACCACCUCCCCGACACCUACGGCUUCCAGGGCUCCGGAGGCCUCUCCUGUGCUCCCAACAGCCUGGCGCUGGAGGGCGGCUUGGGCAUGAUGAAUGGCCACUUGGCGGGCAACGUGGACGGCAUGGCUUUGCCCAGCCACUCGGUGCCACACCUGCCCUCCAACGGCGGCCACUCGUACAUGGGCGGCUGCGGUGGCUCUGCGGCCGGAGAAUACCCGCACCACGACAGCUCGGUGCCCGCUUCCCCGCUGCUGCCGGCCGGCGCCGGCGGGGUCAUGGAGCCGCACGCUGUCUACUCCAGCUCGGCAGCAGCCUGGCCGCCCUCGGCCUCCGCAGCUCUCAACAGCGGGACCUCCUACAUCAAGCAACAGCCUCUAUCCCCUUGUAACCCAGCGGCCAACCCCCUGUCGGGCAGCCUCUCCACGCACUCCCUGGACCAGCCGUACCUGCACCAAAACAGUCACAACGGGCCGGCGGAACUGCAAGGCAUCCCUCGGUAUCACUCACAGUCACCCAGCAUGUGUGACCGAAAGGAGUUUGUCUUCUCCUUCAAUGCCAUGGCGUCGUCUUCCAUGCACUCAACCGGUGGAGGCUCCUACUACCACCAACAGGUCACCUACCAAGACAUCAAGCCGUGUGUGAUGUGAAGCUGAGGCCGUGGGCCCUCCAGCCCAGCCUGGCCGGCCCAGGGACCAGGAGCCCACCACUACAAACUGCUUUACUCUGGAGGUAUAACCGUCAGCAAGAGAAAAGGGCCUGUCCCCUUCCCUAACGGAUUAUUUGGAAAGAAAACCCCAACACAGACCUGGCGCUGUGGUCGGCGACUCCACCCCCCCACUCCCUCACUAAUUUCUAAAACACAGUGGCCAGUGGGGCCAGAUCGGACUGCCGCUGUCAGUAAAUAAAUACUUAUUUUCAGCCCCAUUGAAAGCAGCCACGAAGGUGCUGUGUCGGGGGUCUCCAGCCAGCUACAUGGGAAGAAUUCUGCCGAGGUCUCUCCACCCCUCCCACACCAAGGGACAGUUUUUAGAAGCACGACCGUGUGAGACCAAUCAUUAUCAAAUACUUUUAUUUUUGAUUGAGUAUUUAUCUUUUAAUUUUUAACUUUUUUUGAAAGACUGUCUUGAAAUGCACAGUUCUCCCCUCAGCCAUCUUCCCCCCCCCUCCUCCUUGGGAGAAGGAAAGGACCAGGCGUGGCAUACCCCUCUCCCAACCUGGGGUCUCCUCCAGCAGUCACAGGUGGAUCUUCAUGGGGAUGACGCGGAUACCCGGAGCCACGGUUUGACUUUUAAAAAAGGAAACGGGCUGAGAAGCUGCCCCAGCCUCCGUCCCUUCCAUUUUCUUCUUCCUCCAGCGUCUUUCACUUGGUUUGGAGUUACGAUUCGACCUCUUCGGUGGGUGUCUUUCUGUUUCCCAGUCUCUACUGUAACUCUGAAAGGAAACAAACACAAGUGGAGGAGGUUUGCUCGGUCAGGUGGUGUAGUCCAGGCUCUCUGACACCGUAGACAGGCUCAGCCUGUUAUUUAUUCCGCUUUCUUUUCCUAAUCAAAACACCACGUAGCUCUGCCCUCUCAGUAUUAAUGGUGUGACUUCGUUGGCAAUAUUUGCCGUGUAGAGUUUUUUUUUUUAUUUGAUGCCCAUUGUAAAUUUGAAACAAAGACCAAUCCGUGUAAAAACAAAUUUCCAUAUGUUUUAUAUAAAUAUAUAUAAAAUGAAGGACUGUCCCCCUUUUUAGUAUUUUGGCCGCAGAGGUGCGGCAUCCGUGACACAUUUUAAACCUCCUGCACUGUAUAAAAGGACAAUCCGAGGGUAUGCUUUUUGUGUAUUUUUUUUCCUACAAAAAGAACAAAAAUAAAAAUGUGUAACAUUUGUA